Adineta ricciae is the source of this 741-nucleotide messenger RNA. The record is from the annotation of a GenBank genome assembly. Lineage: Eukaryota; Metazoa; Rotifera; Eurotatoria; Adinetida; Adinetidae.
AUGCAGGCCACACUGUCGACCAAUAGUACACUCAUCACACUUCUCAAUUCGAUUACACUAUCAAUUUCUCGAUACGGUUUUUUUAUUUUUGUCAUAUUUGGCACGAUAGGCAAUAUAUUGAAUGUAUUGAUCUUUUAUCAAAAGAAACUUCGUGCUAGCCCAUGUGCACUCUACUUACGCACAAGCUCGUGCAUUGAUCUGGUUUUGACGUUAGGAAUAUCAUUACCUCGAAUGCUAACGACUUAUGAUUUGGAUUAUUCAGCGAAAAUUGGAAUAAUUUGCAAAAUGCGGCAUUUUACUUAUUAUAGUUUAUCAAUUUUAUCAGUUUGGAUGGUGGCUUUAGCAGCAGUAGAUCGAUUUCUCAUAACAAGCCCUUUGGCUAAACGUCGCCAAAUGAGUUCAUUGCGAAAUGCAUAUCGUUUAAUCAGUGCAUCUGCAAUCCUAGUCACACUCGUCUUUGGCAAUUUAUUUUAUUGUGCUGAUGUGGUUGAUAACGGUGUCAUUACAUCUUGUUCAGCAUCAACAACUCGACAGUGCGGUUUCUAUAAUCAGAUAGCUCGACUUGUCACCGUUUUAUGUAUUCCAGAAAUGGUGAUUAUAGCUGUGAGCAUUAAUAUGACUCGGAAUUUAAGAUACCUCAAGCAAGCAACAGUGACAAUAACAUCCAUUCGAUCUGCUCAAUAUCGCGUUCGAAAAAUUGACAGACAACUGAUCAAGGUAAGAAUAUUUAACAAUGGUUGA